AUGGAACUGAAGGCUGAGGAGGAGGAGGUGGGUGGCGUCCAGCCGGUGAGCAUCCAGGCCUUCGCCAGCAGCUCCACGUUGCACGGCCUGGCCCACAUCUUCUCCUACGAGCGGCUGUCUCUGAAGCGGGCGCUCUGGGCCCUCUGCUUCCUGGGCUCACUGGCUGUGCUGCUGUGUGUGUGCACCGAGCGUGUGCAGUACUACUUCCACUACCACCACGUCACCAAGCUCGACGAGGUGGCUGCCUCCCAGCUCACCUUCCCUGCUGUCACGCUGUGCAACCUCAACGAGUUCCGCUUUAGCCAAGUCUCCAAGAAUGACCUGUACCACGCUGGGGAGCUGCUGGCUCUGCUCAACAACAGGUAUGAGAUACCAGACACACAGAUGGCUGAUGAAAAGCAGCUGGAGAUACUGCAGGACAAGGCCAACUUCCGCAGCUUCAAGCCCAAGCCCUUCAACAUGCGCGAGUUCUACGACCGCGCGGGGCACGACAUUCGAGACAUGCUGCUCUCCUGCCACUUCCGGGGGGAGGUCUGCAGCGCUGAGGACUUCAAGGUGGUCUUCACACGGUACGGAAAGUGCUACACGUUCAACUCUGGCCGAGAUGGGCGUCCCAGGCUGAAGACCAUGAAGGGUGGGACGGGCAAUGGGCUGGAGAUCAUGCUGGACAUUCAGCAGGACGAGUACCUGCCCGUGUGGGGCGAGACCGAUGAGACGUCCUUCGAAGCGGGCAUCAAAGUGCAGAUCCACAGUCAGGAUGAACCUCCCUUCAUCGACCAGCUGGGCUUCGGUGUAGCCCCAGGGUUCCAGACCUUCGUGGCCUGUCAAGAGCAGCGGCUCAUCUACCUGCCCCCGCCCUGGGGCACCUGCAAAGCUGUUACCAUGGACUUGGAUUUCUUCGACUCCUACAGCAUUACCGCCUGCCGCAUCGACUGUGAGACCCGCUACCUGGUGGAGAACUGUAACUGCCGCAUGGUGCACAUGCCAGGGGACGCCCCAUACUGCACUCCAGAGCAGUACAAGGAGUGUGCAGAUCCUGCCCUGGACUUCCUGGUGGAGAAGGACCAGGAGUACUGUGUGUGUGAAAUGCCCUGCAACUUGACUCGCUAUGGCAAGGAGCUGUCCAUGGUCAAGAUCCCCAGCAAAGCGUCAGCCAAGUACCUGGCCAAGAAGUUCAACAAGUCUGAGCAGUACAUAGGGGAGAACAUCCUGGUGCUGGACAUUUUCUUUGAAGUCCUCAACUAUGAGACCAUUGAGCAGAAGAAGGCCUAUGAGAUCGCAGGACUCCUGGGUGAGCUGCUGAUGGCAUCUGUCCCCUUCCCAUGCCAUGGGCAUGGUGUGACACCUUACCACCCGAAGCAGGCUGCUCACCUCCGUCCCACAAGGCCUCCUCCCCUGCCAGCCCCAGGGGCCUUCCCCUGCCCCAGUGAGCUCUGUGACAUUGGAGGCCAGAUGGGUCUGUUCAUCGGGGCCAGCAUCCUCACUGUGCUGGAGCUCUUCGACUACGCCUACGAGGUGAUAAAACACAAGCUGUGCAGACGAGGGAAGUGCCAGAAGGAGGCAAAACGGAGCAGCGCGGACAAGGGCGUGGCCCUCAGCCUAGAUGACGUCAAAAGACACAACCCGUGUGAGAGCCUCCGGGGCCAUCCUGCCGGGAUGACGUAUGCUGCCAACAUCCUACCUCACCAUCCGGCCCGAGGCACUUUUGAGGACUUUACCUGCUGAGCUCCGCAGGCCGCUGUACCAAAGGCCUAGAUGGGGAGGGCUAGGAGAGCAAGGGGGCCCCCAGCUGCCCCGCCCUGGGGACUCACUCCCCCCUCCAAGGCAGCCCCCCACUCCUGGGCGGUCCUUUCCUCUUGUCUGUGGUGAGGAAGGAGUCUUGACCGUAGAGUCCUCUCCCUGCCUCUAACCCAUUGUUUUUUUUGUUGUUGUUUUUUUAACAAAACUAAUCUAAAACAGAAACUAAAAAGAGAGAACGGGGCGAGUGACCUCAGGCUGCCCCUCUCUGCUCCAUGCUGCCUCCCACAGCUCCCAGCCUGAAUUGUCUGUCUGGCUGUCUGUCAUCUGAGUGUCCACCUACAUUUUGCUGCCACCAGUCACCAAAGCCCCCUCCCAGUGGGGGGUGGAGGGGAUCCUCGGGGUCUGGAAUUUGGCCCCACACCAGAGAAUGUACCUUGAAGGGGAGGGCUAGUAGGGGGGGCUUCCCCAGCCUUAAGAGACCCUCUCAGCCCAGUGACCGCCCCCAACCCCAAGUCUCCAGGCAGGAUCCCGAGUCGUGUCUGUUCCCUCCCCACCACCCCACACAGUGUGAAGUCUCUAGGGAGGUAGGGGUGGGGAAUCCCCUGAAGAAGUGGCACUGGGGACAAGCUGUGGCCCUGGUGCUGUAGGCCACAUCCUGAUACCUACAAGUUCACCCCCACCCAGAGCUGCUGGAGAGAUAUCCCAAGAGGCGGCCCUCCUCUGCCAUCCCAUAAAAGAUUCAGCUGGUUGGCUUCCAGCUCAGGGAGAGGGGCACUGGUGCCUAACCUCACUGGUCCCUCUCCCAGGGGCCCCUGCAGAGGGCCACAUCCAUAAAUUUUCUUAUGGAACUCUCCCAAGUCCUCUCCCGAAACGUCAUUUGCUUCUCUCAACAACUUCAUCUGCAUUUUCUAUUUCUAUAUGAUACAGACUCUAUAUUGCUAUAUCUCUGUAUAUACUUUCCCCUGACUCUGUCUCUACUUCAUCCCCUCUUGUCUCUAAGAACCACCCUCCGACCCCAAGUUCCCCUUCUGUGUUUCCACCCCCUCCCUGGUCUCUGAAUGCCUUCGCCUGUAUGAAGAGUUGGAUUCUCCCCUGGUGUCUGUACUGUGUACACACAUCCCUCUAAGAAGCACAAGGAGACGACACGCGCAUUGUAACCUUCGCACUGUCUCGGUGGCGACAUAAAGGAAGCUGUGAAUUACAAGCUCUGCCUCUUUCUGGCCUCACCUUCUCUCCCCAACCUGGGUACCCUUUGCCCUCCCUGCAGCCUUAACAUUCCCACCCCUGCUUCACCCACCCCAAUGUCCUUUGCCUAGCUGACUGUGGCCUCCCCAUGGAAGGGGGUUGCUACAGAGAGAGCCCCUACCCAUGGGAUUGAGAUCUGCAGAGACAGAGGGAGCUGUGGGUUGAUGACUUCUGCAGCUGAAGCAGCGGGGUGCUGACAGGCAGAGGCUGAGGUCUUCAGUCAGUGGCCUUUGCCUCCUUCUGGAUGCCCAGGCCUCUUUGCUCACCUAAUACCCAAGCCCACCACUUAUAUUUUCUGGUAAGGUACAGUUUGGUAGUGGGAAGAAAGAGACAGGCCUAGAGGGGAAGUUGAAAGCUCUGCCGUUCUGUCCCUCCCUUCCUACCUUAAAGAGAAACCAGCGAGGUAGAGUACCUGCCAUGCCCCCUCCACCAGGCAUUCCUCCCAGGCCAGAGCCCUGCCCCUUCACAGGCCUUCUCUGCCCAGCUGUCUCAGUCUCCAACCCCAGAACAAGACCUGUGGCAGGUCACCUGUGCAUUGGCCUGCAGUUGGAGAGUGAGGAUAUAGGAUCCUUGGGAAUUCUUGGCUCCUAGGAGUUCCUUAGAGAUCAGACUUCUCCAGAGGGAAGCAGGAGCAAGGCCAAAGGGUGUGUUCCGGAUGGAGAACAGCAGGCAGGGCUAUGGGUGACGCAUGCCUCUGGUCUAAUAAACUGGGUUUUAACUAUCUCCU
Molecule: messenger RNA, 3712 nt
Organism: Lagenorhynchus albirostris (white-beaked dolphin)
Lineage: Eukaryota; Metazoa; Chordata; Mammalia; Artiodactyla; Delphinidae
Gene: ASIC1
Product: acid sensing ion channel subunit 1
Exons: 11
Coding region: 1-1725 (574 amino acids)
Biological process (GO): sodium ion transmembrane transport
Cellular component (GO): membrane
Source: RefSeq, a predicted model, not a curated record